AUGUUCAGAGCGCACAAAAGGAUAUCUGACCUUGUCAUACCUGCCGAGUACGACGAAGCCGGGAGGGUGAUCAACAAAGGAAAGGUCAUCCUCAAGGGGGUCACCCACGAACUGCCCAACGACCAUCGCUCAGUCCAGGCGCUGAACAAACACGUCGCGUUGUCAUUCGAGGUAUCUGCACCGAACGAGCCUGUGACUCGGACUAGGAUGGAAGCGUCGAACUGGCUGGAGACUCACCAAGAGGGUCUGAGCCACACAUGGAUCCGAUCUACUCUCAAGAUAGAACCCUCGCUGAUGUCGCUCAAGCUUCCCCUGUUGUCCCAGGAGCCCUGUGAAGCUGACAUCCAAGCUGCAAUGGAAGCUCACGAUAAAUUCCGCAGGAAUCCAUCCUUCAUCGACCAGGAGGAGAGGCCCAUGUCAAGUCGGCGAAGUUUGGCUGGACAGCCUCCAGUCACCGUACGGAUUCGGAGGAACCCCCUCUCCCUCAAUCCCUUCCACGAGUCAAGAUCAGGAAAGAGGGUAGUCAAGGGAGCUGAUAUCACCGAGUCUCCUCGUGGAAUCGAAGAGAGAAACGAGCAGAAGCGUCCAGUGACGGCAGAUCUGCUGCGCAUCGACGGGCAGCGAAAGCUCUUGAGGGCAAGGGCGUCGAGCACUCAGCGCAACGAGGAGUACAAAGCUUUCCCCCAUGGACUAGACUUGAAGGGAAUUCCUCCGUACUCAAAACGAGGACGACCUGACAGGACAGCUGUCGCAGAGAGUCAUGGGGAGGACAGCAAUGCAAGGCCGCAGACAGCAAGGAGGGCGGACAAUCGGGAUUCCCACCACAUGCGAGCUGUUGUUCUCAACAAGGUCAAACGCCCGCUAAGUGCUCGUCCACAUCUCUCGAUUCUCAUCCCCUACAAGAACAGCAGCAGACCUCCGACAAUUUGUGGGCAGAUAACAAGCAGGUGCUGCAAGCACUCCCACCUUCGCUCAUCGUUCUUUGUUGUUUCCACCUCCACCAUUGUCUCCAUCGUCAACCUGCAUAUCCUCCUCUUCUUCUUUCUUCAUCCGCUACUCUCUGGAGCACUCUUGUACCCUCCAUCCUUUCCCACAUCUACCAGCAGCAAAGCAGCAGCUGCAUGCAACAAGAUGCGUUAUGAGCUGCAUGCCAAGAGCGUCCCUGAGCUCGUCAAACUAGUUCCCGUCCUAAGGAAGUACAACAUCACUAAGGUAAACCUGCCGAACAAGUCCAACAAAGAUACUCUGAACGACUUCGCACAAGUUCUGUGGGAGAAUGUUCCCAACGUCGACAUCUGCCUUCAUUGGAGCGUGAAGAACCGCAAGCUCAGGACAGCCCAGGAGACGCACAAAACCUUCAUUAACGACGUGACAAGCCCUCCAGCAGGGGUGGGCAGCUUCCUGUUGGUCUCUGGCUCUGUUGUUUCAUCGUCCUUGGACUCCAUCACCUGUUUGAAGGAGCUUGCGGGCAGCAGGCAGAAGCAUGCGGAGAUAGGAGUAGCUUUCAACCCAUACUUCCCUGAUGUGAAGGAAAGAGAAAGAGAGCAGCAGAGGCUCAAGGAAAAGGUUGCAACCGGAUGCGUCUCGCACGUCUGGUUGCAGUUUGGAAGCAACAUGGAGCUGCUGAGAGAAGGUCUCCGAUUCCUCCAGGCCGUGAGGUCUGCCUCCUCCACCGCCAGCCCCUUCAAGAUCUUCGGUUCCCUCUUCGUUCCCAGCAAGAAGUUUCUCGCUCAGAUGAAAUUCCGACCAUGGAAGGGUGUGUUCCUCUCAGAGGCGUUCCUGGACUCGGUUGGCGGGAGGGUGGGCUUGGUUGACAAGGCGGAUGCUGUUGUGACGGAGAUAGUGACGAUCUACCGAGAGUUUGAUGUCGAAGUUCUGAUAGAGACUGCAUGCGUGAAAGAGGAGGAUUUCCGACGAGUAGAACAGCUCGUCGGCUCAGUGCAAGUCAACAAGUUUCAUGCUGCUGAGAGUGAGCAAUGCGGUGAAGAUGACAGUGCAAGGGACGGAGUCGUGUCGUUGGGGAAGCGGUUGAAAUGUCAAGAGCAGGAAGACGGGCUCCGAGACACGAGCGUUAGCUUUGAUCAAUCCAACGAUGAGCGUCCCCUAAAGAAGGACAAGUUCUUACAAGCCACGACCGAGAGGUCUCAAACCUCACAAGUCGACGGGUCACCUGUGGUCGUGCUCUUCCGCAACGACCUUCGGCUCGAAGACAAUCCAGCGCUCUUCCAUGCGGCGAGCCUUUGUCGUCCCGUCCUCCCUGUCUUUGUGUGGGACCCUGAAAUCGGAAGUGAACAUUCGCUGGAGAGAUCUGCAGCAGCUAAAUCCUUGACAGACAAAUACGGGAUCGAUAUCAUCUUCAGAAAAGUUUCGAGCAAACCUGAUGCGGCUGAACAAGAGAAGUCAUACUGUCGACAAGUGCUGGAUGUCAUGAAGGAAGCUCAAGCUACUGCUCUGUAUGCAAACAGACUUUAUGAGCCCUGGCUAAGGGAUCAGGAUGAGGAGAUGAAGUGUCUUGUCGAGGCUGAAGGGUCCUCCGUCCAUCUCUUCGACGCAUCGUUGCUGUACCGUCCUGAGGACAUUGCCAUUCCUCCUGGAUACGACGGUCGAGGACACUGGGGAACUCUGACACCCUUCCUUCGCGCAUGUAGCCGGCUUCCUCCUCUCCGUCGUCCUCUUCCUCAGCCGAAGACACUCACCCGAGCGAGACAAGCUCCUUGCUCUCUGCGGCUGGAGGAGCUGGAGAUGGCAAAGAUGCCUGUCGGCAGAGAUGGAAGGAUGAUCGACUGGGGAGCAGGAGUGAAGAGUAGCUGGAAGUUCGGAGAGGAAGCAGCAAUGGAGGAAAUGAACAAGUUCAUCAAGUCGAAGCUGAUCAAAUACGAGAGUUCUCGCAGUCGUGCGGAUGUUCCCGUGGUGUCGAGACUUUCUCCGUACCUGAGGUUUGGAAUCCUAUCACCCAGGACUUUGCAUUUUGCCGUCGUAGACACCCGCUUGAGCCAGGACAAGAUCAAAACUUUCUCACGUCGCCUCUUCUGGAGAGAUCUUGCAUAUUUCCAUCUUCACACUUUUCCUGACAUGUCGCAUUGGUGGCGGGAAGACGAGGAGCUGCUGUCAGCGUGGAAGCAGGGGAGGACGGGAUUCCCGAUGGUGGACGCGGGGAUGAGAGAGCUGUAUGCAACAGGAUGGAUGCACCAGAACGUGCGCAUGAUCGCAGCGUCGUUUCUGUGCGAGUACUUGUGUAUCAGCUGGGUCAAGGGCUUGGAAUGGUUCCAUGAGACGUUGGUGGAUCUUGAUCAUGCCAUCAACGCGAUGAUGUGGCAAAACGCUGGGCGGUCAGGAAUCGAUCAGGCGAGUAGAAGCAGAGGAGGGAGAAACACAGAGAGCGAGCAGUCUGGUGGAAGGAUGGUACAGUGGAACUUCAUUAUGAGCCCAGAAAAUGGAUCGCAAGACCCAACAGGAGCAUACGUGCGAAGGUGGGUACCAGAGCUUGCUCAGCUCAGCAACAAACACAUUCAUGCACCAUGGACAGCCAGCGAAAAAGACUUGUCGGCAGCAGGAGUGAAGCUCGGAGAGACCUACCCUCAUCGCGUCAUCACUGACCUUCGCGGAGCAAGGGCCGAGACAGUCACGUGA
Messenger RNA from Guillardia theta CCMP2712, 3630 nucleotides. RefSeq lists its product as hypothetical. Gene Ontology annotation, molecular function: DNA binding; FAD binding. Gene Ontology annotation, biological process: entrainment of circadian clock by photoperiod; circadian regulation of gene expression. The transcript has 32 exons. The record is from RefSeq and is a predicted model, not a curated record. Gene Ontology annotation, cellular component: cytoplasm; nucleus. The coding region runs from base 1 to 3630 and encodes 1209 amino acids. Lineage: Eukaryota; Cryptophyceae; Pyrenomonadales; Geminigeraceae.